AAAAUAUUUAUUAAUUAUUUUAUUAUUUGUAAUUAUUACUAAUUUAACCAAUUCUGUUUAUACAUUUGUAAUAUAAUUUCAUUUUAAUAUGUAUAUUUUGUACAUAAUUUCCCAUGUUACAUUCAACAUUCCCUGUUUUGAAUAACUUUGAAUGCUGCAAUAUUUUAACUAGCAUACGCCGGGCUGAAGGUAAAUACAAAUCAUAAUGGCACAAACAAGGCGCGUGCCAGUCUUUGGUUCACGGCCCCCAUGUGCAUACCAAUCCCGACUUGAUGAACGUAGCUUACAAUUACGUAUGGCUAGAUUGGAACGGUCCAGAAAGUCAGAUAAACCGGAAGAUUUUGUUUGCUAUGAAGACUCGGAUGAAGAAGAAGAGAGCACAAUGUCAUUAUGUACUAUGCUAAACUCUUCUUAUAAUUUUGUUGAUUAUAUAAGAAAUCGAGAAUAUGGAAUGCGAGAGUAUCGUUCAGUAAAUCAGAAUCAUGGUACAAGGCAUAUACUAACACAUGACUUAUUUAAAGAACGGUCUAUUCCAUUAAAAACAAUGAAUAAAGUUUUUUGUUCACAAUGGCUUAGUAGUAAACAAAUUGUCUUUGGUACAAAAUGUAAUAAAUUAAUGGUUUAUAAUGUAAAAUCACAUGAACUGGACCAAAUACCAUCGAUAAAGGGACGUAUAGAUGAAGCGGCUGAUCAACAAAGCGGUAUUCAUUCAUUAAAAAUUAAUCCAUCCAGAACGUUAUUGGCAACAGGCGCAUAUAAUUCUAAUGAAAUUGCUGUAUAUAGGCUGCCAACAUUAGAUCCAAUUGUUCUAGCCGAGGGUGCUCACAAAGAUUGGAUAUUCGACAUUGAA
Molecule: messenger RNA, 850 nt
Organism: Acyrthosiphon pisum (pea aphid)
Lineage: Eukaryota; Metazoa; Arthropoda; Insecta; Hemiptera; Aphididae
Product: DDB1- and CUL4-associated factor 12
Cellular component (GO): Cul4-RING E3 ubiquitin ligase complex
Molecular function (GO): protein binding
Source: RefSeq, a predicted model, not a curated record